This is a messenger RNA of Glossina fuscipes, 907 nucleotides long. RefSeq names its product peroxisomal membrane protein 11B (gene Pex11ab). Gene Ontology annotation, biological process: regulation of peroxisome size; peroxisome fission. The coding region runs from base 134 to 865 and encodes 243 amino acids. Lineage: Eukaryota; Metazoa; Arthropoda; Insecta; Diptera; Glossinidae. The record is from RefSeq and is a predicted model, not a curated record. Gene Ontology annotation, cellular component: peroxisomal membrane. The transcript has 4 exons.
GAAUUUUUGAGUUUGAAAUCAUAAAGUAGUCAAAUUGACAAAUACGUUGUUUGUUAAGAAGUUUGGAUAAACAGAACAAGUUGUCAAAUCUAAAAGGACGCAGAAAUUUACUAUUUUUUUAUAUAUAUACACAAUGAACAUGGAUAAGUGGAUUAAAUUAAAUAGCCAAACUAUAGGCAGAGACAAAAUUGCCCGAUUAGUACAAUACGCCUCUCGUGCUUUAUGGGAUUUUUUGGAAUCGUCCGAUUUACAUCCGGCUAUGGUAGAAAACUUCAAAUCUUUGGAAUACAUAUUAAGUACAUUCCGUAAAUUACUACGCUUUGGUAAAUGCUUAGACAUCUUUUAUGCCAGUUUACGUACUGUACACCACCCGGACUUGACUAUCCGCAUCACCUUAACCUUGGGUAAAUUGUCGCAGGCGUUAUUUUUGUUUGCCGAUCAUUUCAUGUUUCUGGCGCGAACAGGUCUUUUCAAAAAUCUAAACGCCAACAGAUGGAGUACAUUUGCAAAUAAAUAUUGGUUGCUUUCGAUUACAAUGAAUUUAUGCCGUGAUAUGUACGAAAUACAUCGUUUAUUUGAUUUGCACAAGGCAAGUAUCAAAAGUGGCCUUUCUCGUUCGAUACCUUCAAGGGUUGAGUCUUCUAAAGACAUCAGUCGCUUAGCUUUACACUCGUACAGCUUAUUAUUGACUCAUAAGGACGUUCUUGUCGACAUUGUAAAGAAUAUUUGUGAUUUCUUCAUACCUUUGACGGCAUUGGGUUAUACAAGAAUAACACCGCGGACGAUCGGUUUACUUGGUACUUUUUCAUCAUUGGCUGGUUUGAUAGCCUUAGUGGAGCCGACAGCAAAACUUAGUCUGACUUAAGUAUUGGAAAUGAUUUUAAAAAGUAUGCUUUUUAUAUAUAGU